Messenger RNA from Durio zibethinus, 1630 nucleotides. RefSeq names its product 26S proteasome regulatory subunit S10B homolog B. NCBI's taxonomy places the organism in Eukaryota, Viridiplantae, Streptophyta, Magnoliopsida, Malvales, Malvaceae. Gene Ontology annotation, molecular function: ATP hydrolysis activity; ATP binding. The record is from RefSeq and is a predicted model, not a curated record.
CGAAUAGACCCAACUCGCAAUCUCCUAUAACCCCUCGCUCAAGAAACCUCGGAAAAGCCCAAAACAAAGCCAUUCUCGCAGAUUACAUUAGUCCCAAUUCCCACAACCCUUCACUCAAGAAAACUCGGAAAAAGCCCAAAACAAAGUAUACUUCCAACGAUUUGGAUCUGUGAUCAGAGAUUGUGACAAUGAGUGACGGAGAAGACGCCGUUCGACGCCGUAAUGCGGUUGCGGAGUAUCGGAAGAAACUGCUCCAACACAAAGACUACGAAUCCAGGGUUCGAACAGGUAGGGAGAAUCUGAGAGCUGCUAAGAAAGAGUUCAACAAAACAGAAGAUGAUUUGAAGUCUCUUCAGAGUGUUGGGCAGAUCAUUGGAGAAGUUCUCAGGCCUCUUGAUAAUGAACGCUUGAUUGUUAAAGCAAGCAGUGGCCCUCGGUAUGUGGUUGGUUGCCGCAGCAAAGUUGAUAAGGAGAAACUGACUUCAGGAACUAGAGUGGUUCUUGACAUGACAACACUUACAAUCAUGCGGGCUCUGCCACGCGAAGUUGAUCCAGUUGUUUACAACAUGUUGCAUGAAGAUCCUGGUAAUGUUAGCUACUCGGCUGUUGGUGGUUUAUCUGAUCAAAUUCGAGAGCUGAGGGAAUCUAUUGAGCUCCCUCUUAUGAACCCUGAGCUUUUCCUUAGAGUUGGGAUUAAACCUCCCAAGGGUGUCCUACUUUAUGGACCUCCUGGUACUGGCAAGACAUUGUUAGCCAGAGCAAUAGCAAGUAAUAUUGAUGCUAACUUCUUAAAGGUUGUUUCAAGUGCGAUAAUUGACAAAUACAUUGGAGAAAGUGCAAGGCUGAUACGAGAAAUGUUUGGAUAUGCACGUGAUCACCAACCUUGCAUCAUCUUUAUGGAUGAGAUUGAUGCCAUUGGUGGGCGCCGUUUCAGUGAGGGAACAAGCGCUGACCGUGAAAUACAGAGAACACUGAUGGAGUUACUUAAUCAGCUUGAUGGAUUUGAUCAGCUAGGGAAGGUUAAAAUGAUUAUGGCUACAAACCGACCUGAUGUUCUUGACCCUGCACUUCUUCGUCCUGGGCGGCUAGACAGAAAGAUAGAGAUUCCAUUGCCAAAUGAGCAAUCAAGAAUGGAAAUCCUCAAGAUUCAUGCUGCUGGCAUAGCCAAGCAUGGUGAAAUUGACUAUGAGGCUGUUGUUAAACUUGCCGAGGGCUUUAAUGGUGCUGAUCUACGAAAUGUUUGCACGGAGGCUGGAAUGUCAGCAAUUCGUGCAGAACGUGAUUAUGUCAUCCACGAAGAUUUCAUGAAGGCAGUAAGAAAAUUGAACGAAGCCAAGAAACUGGAAUCAAGUGCGCACUACAGUACUGAUUUUGGGAAAGAAUAGAACUUCUGUUCUUUCUUGAAGUCAUUGAAUACUGGGCAGUCCAUUAUACUUUCGAUGUCGCCGAUUUGCUCAACUUAAAUGUUCAUUUUAUGUUUAAGAAUUUCCGAAUUCUGUAUUUUAAAUAUUUACAGCUUUCACAACAAAAAGGGUUGCAUACAAUGUUGGCAUAUCCAAAGCUGAGUACCCUGGAGACAAUUGUAUCAUCGAGCCUUUGCAUGUUAUAGGAAAUUGAAUCAUUUCACUCU